Molecule: messenger RNA, 560 nt
Organism: Cydia amplana
Lineage: Eukaryota; Metazoa; Arthropoda; Insecta; Lepidoptera; Tortricidae
Exons: 2
Coding region: 151-477 (108 amino acids)
Source: RefSeq, a predicted model, not a curated record
AAAUAUUAACGCAUUCGCUGGGAUUCUUAGAAAUUGUGAAUGAAGACUUCUACACUGUGUUUUCAUUGAACUUUCUACUACCACAAUAUUUAUCUAUCGCGUGUUAUUUCUACCGGGACUCGGCAGGAAAUUGAAACCCGUAUCAUAAUAAUGAUGAGUUUAUUCCUUCGCCUCACCCUACUUCUACUCGCAUUGAAUGUAUUAUUAUCAUGCGAGGCAUAUAGCACCUACGGCGGCUCCGAAAAAUAUGUUGGAGGUAAACCAGUAAAGAACCCCAUGUUCGCGCAGGGCACGACUACCGGCGUCCCUGGACAGGCCGCGCGCCGUGCUGGCCUUGGCGUAUCCGCCUGGGGCAUCAUUGUAAUUAUUUUAGGUGUGAUACUCGGAGGAAUGGGCUUCUAUUACUUUUCUUUGUGCUACCCUAUUUUGUGCAAAAAAGAGCGGAAAUAUGACAUGAUUCACAUAGAUACUGCAUAAUUUGAAUGUAUUUUAAAUGGAAUAUCAAUUCAUAUCAUCAUCAGCAUUGAUUGACACAAAAUUAAAAUUUUUACCUAGAAGAU